GAAAACUCUAAUUUGCAAUUUAGCAGUAGAGACAAGAUCAUUUUAUGGUAUGCCCUAUAUAUUUUUUUUAAUCGAGAUCACUUCAUGUUUAAUAAAUAGUUUCAUUUUGCAGAGCAGUAGCUUAAGCUUAUGAAAUUGUUGCUCCAUGAUUUUGGUGUAAGCGCACAACUCAAGAUUUAAUACGUAUAUAUAAAAAGCAUAAUUUUCUCUGCAGAAAAUAUAAUCUACUGAUGACGAGUGUUAAAUUAACCACUCUUAAUUUAGUGUAUAUAGCUCCACCCACUGAUUAAAAGAUGGAGUUGUGCACACAAACCGUUGGGGCUGAUAAGUUUAUAAUUACACGUCACUCUAGUAAUCAUCAUCCUACCAUUUAGGGAGACCAUUUUCUAGCUUAUGCUGAUCUACCGGUAUUUAAAUGAAUAUUUUUAUGCAGUCAAUAUGCAUAUUGAACAAAUUCAUAUGAGUAGCAUUACAUUCCCAAAUAGGAAGCAAAUGAGGGGGAAGAGAAACAGCAUGAAGACGUAAAAGAAGAAGUGAGAAAGAUGCUAGUGAUGGCUCCUUCAAAAUCCUUGCAAAAGCUUGAUCUCAUCAACACAAUCCAACGUCUUGGUGUAGCAUAUCAUUUUGAACAUGAGAUUGAGGAAUCAUUGAGUUAUAUGUACACUUGUUAUGAAGAAUGGAUUGGUGAAGUUGAUGGCAAUGACCUUCAUGCUAUUGCACUAUGUUUUCGAUUACUUAGGCAACAAGGUUAUUAUGUCUCAUGUGAUGCUUUUAGGAAGUUCACUGAUGACCAAGGAAAUUUCAAGAAAGAAUUGGUUAACGACGUGCAUGGAAUGAUGAGUUUAUAUGAGGCAGCACAAUUUAGAGUACAUGGCGAAGAAAUUAUGGAUGAAGCACUAAAUUUCACCAUCACGCAAUUGAAACUAAUUUUGCCUAAAUUGAGCAACUCCCAGCUUGCAGAACAAGUCAGUAACGCACUAAAAUUUUGAAUUAAAGAUGGUAUGGUGAGAGUGGAUUUAUUUGAUUAAUUUAUUAAUUAUG
Molecule: messenger RNA, 1041 nt
Organism: Capsicum annuum
Lineage: Eukaryota; Viridiplantae; Streptophyta; Magnoliopsida; Solanales; Solanaceae
Product: terpene synthase 17-like
Exons: 2
Coding region: 543-989 (148 amino acids)
Molecular function (GO): terpene synthase activity
Source: RefSeq, a predicted model, not a curated record